AUGUCUUGUGAACGUCAACUUUCCGAUCUGCGUAAUUUAGUUAAUGACCUUUAUUCUCUAGGUAAUACAAUUGGUAAAGGUCAUUUUGCUGUUGUGAAAAUUGCUCGACAUGUUUUUACACAAAAAGAAGUUGCUGUUAAAGUUAUCGAUAAAACAAAAUUAGACGAAAUAUCUAGAAUUCAUUUAUUGCAAGAAGUCGAAUGUAUGAAAUUAGUUCAACAUCCAAAUGUUGUUCGUUUAUAUGAAGUUAUUGAUACAUCAAAUAAACUUUAUCUUAUUUUGGAAUUAGCUGAUGGAGGAGAUAUGUACGAUUAUAUUAGUAAACAUGUUAAUGGUCUUAAUGAAUCAUUAGCACGAAGAUAUUUUCGACAAAUAUGUCAAGCACUUAAAUAUUGUCACAAAAUGUAUGUGUGCCAUCGAGAUCUUAAACCGGAAAAUUUAGUUUUCUUCGAGAAACAAGGCAUUGUUAAAUUAACUGACUUCGGUUUUUCUAAUCUAUUUUCACCUGGUAAAAAAUUGUUAACGAGCUGUGGAUCUCUUGCAUAUUCAGCGCCUGAAAUUCUACUAGGUGAUCCAUAUGACGCACCAGCAGUUGAUAUAUGGAGUUUGGGUGUAAUAUUAUUUAUGCUUGUAACUGGUCGUGCACCAUUCCAAGAAGCCAAUGAUUCCGAAACAGUGAUGAUGAUACUCGAUUGUUCUUAUAAAGUUCCAUCACAUAUUUCUUUCGAGUGUCAAAAUUUAAUUCAUCGAAUGAUUGUACGUGAACCAGAAAAACGUGCAACACUUGAUGAAGUUAUGUCUGAUAUAUGGUAUCGACAAUAUGAAGAUGAUGGUAAUGAUAGUGAACAACAUCAUAUUGAUUCAUUACGAUUAAUAUCACAAGAUGAUCAUGAAUUUAUUCUUCGUCAAAUGAUUGAUGGAGAUAUAGCCGAAAAAGACACAAUAUUAAAAUCUUUAAAUGAGAAGGAAUAUAAUUAUAUAACAGCAACAUAUUAUCUUCUUGCUGAAAAAAUUUUACAUGCUAAAUUUGACAAUGAAAAUCGAAAUGUUAAACGACAUAAAUGUUCCUUACAGCCUGCACAUGAUCCAUUUAAAGAACAAACUAAUGUAUUUAUAUCCUCAACAUUACAUUUUAAUUUUGCUGAUGUUUCUUUACCAAUAUCAAGAGGAAAUUCUAUGGAUGAGAAUUUAGAUGAUGUUUUUGGAAAAGAAAAUAUACCACCAAUACUGAUGACUCCAAAACAUUCAAUUGAUUCUGUCACUGAACAAAUUUUAUCAGCCCUAGUUGAAGAUGAUGAAGAAAUACUAUUGUUACAACAGCGUACAACUAGUACAAAUAUAGCAACAACACCAGCACAAGCUAUGAAAAUUAUACUUGAAGAAGAUGAAAAUCCAGAAUCACCACCGACAGAUGCACCAGAUACAAGUAUUCAACAAUUAAUCAACCUUCCAAAGCUCAAUAAAAUUGUUGAAAAUGAACAUGAAGAUGAUAAAUUAUCUGUAUCGAAUCCAACUACUCUUAUAGAAAAUUCUACAACAACUAGUAAUAUUCUUCGUUCAAAAGAUUUACGUUCUGCCGUCGAAAUUAAACGUCGAAAUUUGUCUCGUAGUUGUUCUAGUUCUGAUAGUGAAGAUAAUGGAAGUAAUUAUGAUAUAAAUCAUUCAACUAAUCAAAAACAUAUACGUUCACCAAACUCUUUUCAUGAAUCUGAAACUAUAAUUAAUUAUCGUGGCCGAUCAUUAAGUAAUAUUGAACAUAUUUCACAUGAAAUUCCAACAAAUAUUCAACAACAAAUAAUUCUACCAAAUAAUAGUGAAAAUAUGAAACGAAAAAGUUUUUCACGAACUAGUUCAAUUAUUUCAACGAAUCGUUUUACAUUAAUUAAUAUGAAUGAUGAUAUGCAUACGGAUACAUCAAUUUCAAAUAGUUCAAUAUUAAUUAAUGAUCGUACACGUAGUUUAUCAAAUGAACAUCGUUUUGCAAAUCCAUCACAAAUAUCAAUUGCAUCACGAACAUCUUUACGUCAUUCAACACCACGUGAAUCAAUUGUAUUUACCAAAACAGAUGCACCAAAUUUUAUACGUUUAUUACAACAAAAACAACAUCAAGAUACAAAUGAUGCAAUACGAAGUGUAAAUGAAAAUCAUCGUUUACCAUUAACAUUAUCACAUCAAGAACAUAUCCAAACACCAAGUAUUGUUGAAGAAGAUACUUCAUCACCAUUAAUAUCAAAACCAAAUAAAAAUAUAAUGUCAUCUGUCACGACAAUGAUUGGUAAUGAUGUAACAAAGUCUGAUGUAAUUAUUCCAACAAUAGAACAUGUUAAUAUAGGUAAUGGUCAUGUUUUAUCAUCACCACAUUCAGUAUUAUCAACAUUGAAAUAUUCACUUAUUAAACAUCAACAACGUCAACGAAAAUCUAAUAAUGAAAAUUCAACAAAUAUAGGUGAUAAACAAAAACUUUCAACUAAUAAACAUCGAGUGUGUUGUACAAUUUUAUAA
This is a messenger RNA of Rotaria sp. Silwood2, 2502 nucleotides long. NCBI's taxonomy places the organism in Eukaryota, Metazoa, Rotifera, Eurotatoria, Philodinida, Philodinidae. The record is from the annotation of a GenBank genome assembly.